AUGGAGGUAGAGGAGGUGGUGAGUCUGCCAAGGUUGUCCCGGGUUGCUGUAUGCGGCGGUACCCAUGGCAACGAGCUGUCUGGGGUGUAUUUGGUGAGAGAGCUGCUGAAGGUACAGAAGAAGGAGGAGGAGCAAGGUGAUCCGCCUAUGUCAGUGUUGAUGGUGCUGUCGAACCCGCGGGCCAUGCUGCAGUGCCGUAGAUACAUCGACACCGACUUGAACCGCUGCUUCACCCACGCCAUCCUCAAUGGUCCCUUAUCAGAUAUGGCCCCCCUCGAGAUGAUCAGGUCCAGAGAACUGAACGCCAUGCUGGGGCCUAAAGGGAGUCCUGAGGCGAUGGAUUUUGUUUGUGACCUCCACAACACCACUGCCAACAUGGGCCUGUGCCUCAUCGCUUACUCAGACAGUGACUGGAUCUGCCUGCACAUAUUCAAACAUCUGCAGAGGCUGAUGCCAGAUAUACCAGUGAGGUACAUCCAUUUUGACGUCUCCCAUAAAGAAUCAUAUUCUCUAGAUUCAGUUGGGAAACACGGAUUUGCCAUUGAGAUCGGUCCUCAGCCCCAUGGUGUGGUGAGGUCAAACGUCUACACAGCCAUGAAACUUGGGGUCCAACACAUGCUUGAUUGGAUCCGUUUCUUCAACUCAGGUGCUACUAUUGAAGGAGGAUUUGUUGAGGUGUACACCAUGGUUAAACACAUUGACUAUCCAAGAGACAAAGAGACUCACCACAUCACAGCAGCAAUUCAUCCUCAACUCCAGGACCGAGAUUUCUGUCCGCUCCAUCCUGGGGACCCUCUGUUUCAGACUUUCUCUGGUGAAACGCUGAGGUAUAAAGGGAGCGAACCUCUUUAUCCCUUCUUCAUCAAUGAAUGUGCAUAUUACGAAAAGGGCAUUGCUCUCUCCCUGGCAAGAAAGAAGUGUGUGAAGAUUCCCGCAAUCCGGGUGCAGACAGAAGAGGAGCAACUAGCUAACCCCCAGGCGUACGAUUCAGAAGACGAGGACUGA
Scomber japonicus (chub mackerel) is the source of this 1005-nucleotide messenger RNA. RefSeq names its product N-acyl-aromatic-L-amino acid amidohydrolase (carboxylate-forming) B-like. Bases 1 to 1005 code for a protein of 334 amino acids. The record is from RefSeq and is a predicted model, not a curated record. Gene Ontology annotation, molecular function: aminoacylase activity; hydrolase activity, acting on ester bonds. The transcript is spliced from 6 exons. Lineage: Eukaryota; Metazoa; Chordata; Actinopteri; Scombriformes; Scombridae.